GUGGCAAAGACAGGCUGAACCAGCCAGCUCCUGUCAGUACUGUGUCUGCUGUGGAGGUGUACAUAUCAGGCUCCCCUGGACGAAGUUAUAAUCAAGAUCCAGACUUAAUGUACUUCUGAAAUGAGACAGUUGCUGCGGUUCAAUCAAAAUAUGGAACUUGAUUUUGGACAUUUUGAUGAAAGAGACAAAGCAUCUAGGAAUAUGAGAGGGACACGGAUGAAUGGGCUUCCAAGUCCCACUCAUAGUGCCCACUGUAGCUUCUACAGAACCAGAACCUUGCAGGCACUAAGUAACGAGAAGAAGGCCAAGAAGGUACGUUUCUACCGCAAUGGGGACCGCUACUUCAAGGGGAUUGUGUACGCUGUGUCUUCUGACCGUUUUCGUAGUUUUGAUGCAUUGCUGGCUGACCUGACUCGAUCCUUGUCCGACAACAUCAACCUGCCUCAGGGAGUGCGCUAUAUUUACACCAUCGAUGGAUCCAGGAAAAUUGGAAGCAUGGAUGAACUGGAAGAAGGGGAAAGCUAUGUCUGUUCCUCUGAUAACUUCUUUAAAAAGGUUGAGUACACCAAGAACGUCAAUCCCAACUGGUCUGUCAACGUAAAAACAUCUGCCAACAUGAAAGCUCCCCAGUCCUUGGCUAGCAGCAACAGUGCUCAAGCCAGAGAGAACAAGGACUUUGUGCGCCCCAAACUUGUGACCAUCAUUCGCAGCGGGGUCAAGCCUCGGAAGGCAGUGCGUGUGCUUCUCAACAAGAAAACAGCCCACUCUUUCGAGCAGGUCCUCACUGACAUCACAGAAGCGAUCAAGCUGGAAACUGGAGUUGUCAAAAAACUCUAUACCCUUGAUGGAAAGCAGGUCACCUGUCUCCAUGAUUUCUUUGGUGAUGAUGAUGUGUUCAUUGCUUGUGGUCCUGAAAAGUUCCGCUAUGCUCAAGAUGAUUUUUCAUUGGAUGAGAAUGAAUGCAGAGUCAUGAAAGGGAAUCCAUCUGCCACAGCUGGCCCAAAAGCUUCCCCAACACCUCAAAAGACAUCAGCUAAGAGUCCAGGCCCAAUGCGUCGCAGCAAGUCUCCAGCUGACUCAGGUAACGACCAAGACGCAAAUGGAACUUCCAGCAGUCAGCUGUCAACACCCAAAUCGAAGCAGUCUCCUAUCUCUACACCCACAAGCCCAGGAAGUCUGCGGAAGCACAAGGUAGACUUGUACCUGCCGCUGUCAUUGGAUGACUCCGAUUCACUUGGCGACUCCAUGUGAAAGAUGAUAGGCUAUAUAAAAACCUAUCAUUAUAGCAGAAUACUUUCGCUCAAGUGACCAACAAGGCUAUUGGUGCUUAAACAUUUUUGUUGUUGUUGUUGUUGCUGUUGUUUUUCAAAACACUCUGUAGUACAUAGGGUUUAUUUUCUUGUGACUUCUCCUCUGGGCCACUAAUUCACAAUUACCAAUUAUGAGAAAUAGAUUGAUAACCAUCCUUUUGAGUGACUUUCCAGAACUGCCAAAUGUGCUAGUCCAUGACCUUUCUACUGAAUGUUUAGGGGCCUUUGUAUUUCCCCCACUCAAUUUCUUCAGAUAGCAGUCUUUCUUAUGUGGAAGACUGUUUACAUACAUAUCACUUAAAAUGUUUGUGUGUGGGGGAAACAUUCAUAUGCAGAUCUGAACGAGAAAAACCUAAGUGUCCCUUGCCUCUGUAUCUUCAAAAUGCUGGAGGAUCUCAGGAGGGUGGCAAGUCAGAUCCUUGGCCUGGCUCUUUGCUCUUAAUUGAGCCUCCAGUGUAUUGUCUAGCACUAAUCCUGUCUGUCAAGGAGGAGAAACACCAGCUACUUAUAAUGUGACACCAUGUGCUUAGGGCUGUUGUAUAGGGCUAGCUGAAAGAGAUGAGGCAGAAUUGGGUGGAAAACUGCCCAAAUUUCAGUAGGAUUUAUAAAGCACAGUGGAUUCCUAGUCAACUCCUCUAUUGGGGAAAUUUGGAAUCAAUAAUUAAUUGAUGAGUUUGGGCAAGUGAUGUCACAUAUAUGGUUCCUCCAGGAGGCUUUCCAACAAAGUUAGUACAUGAACAGUAUGGUAUCCAUCUAGCUCUGUUCUAUUGAAUGCCUUGUAAACAACCAACCUUACAAACACUGUGAGAUUUUGUUUUCAGGUCUGACACCUUUUGGUCGCUUUUUAUAGCAAGAAACCAUAUCCUUUUUAUAAAAACUCAAGUCUGUAUUUCAGGAGCUAAACUCUUCAGGCUCCUUUUUUAUAAACUGGUGAUUUUUUUCCUUUGUCUAAAAAACACAAGCAGAAAAUGUACUAAAAAAAUGCAGAAGAAUACUGUAGUUUAGAGAUCAUGCUCUCACUGCCAAACAGAAAACUCCAGGAGAAAACACAAUGACUAGAGGCCAAUUCAAUAGAAUCAGUCUUUUGAUACCUUUUUAACAGUUACACUUACAGUAAUAAUUUCAAUGUGGACCAGACAUCCUAAUUAUAUUUUAAAUGAAAUGUUAUGGCAUAUUUUAAGUAACUCUUUUUUAUCGAUAAUCCUAAUAUUUCAUACUGAAGAUACAGAGACGUUUCACGUGUCUUUAACAUUAGAAAGGAUUUCUCUUUAUUACAGAUUAAUCACUUGAAAUAACUCUCAGUCUUUGAGGUUUAUAACACUGAUUUUUGUCUGUAAUCAUAGCCCAUAAUAGCCAAGACAACUAAAUUUAGGUGAAAGCCAUGCAUGCCAAGUCUGUGUUUGAUUUUAAUAGAUAGGAAGAUUUCCUUUAUUUCUUUGUAAUGGUUUGUUCAGUUAGUUUGAACGAUGCAUCGUUCAAAGCCAUGAUGUUUGGCUUCUGACUGAUAUGCAGUAGUCCCUCCAUUCUAAGUAGAAUGAGUGUGGGGUUCCUGUGUGUGUGUGUGUGUGUGUGUGUGUGUGUGUGUGUAUAGGCUGCUUCAUAAUUAGGAAAUAGUGCAGGACAACUCAACAUGGAUUGAUGGUGACUUGGUGGCAUUGCUGAUGUGCAGGGGAAAAAUAGGAUGGGAGGGUAGCUAGAGAGCCCCUUGAGAAUUUUCAGAUGUCCUUAAUUACAAGAUUACAAGAAACAUUGUUUUUCUUUGGUUCAGGAGAAGUGAGAUGAUGGGAGUCCUGGUUUCUGGUUAAACUGGCCAUUGAAGAACCCAAAAUGAUGAGGUUCUGCUCUUGCCCUUCCUUUAUUUGUAUACCCACAUGAAAUGAUUAAGAAGCCCAUUUGGCUUAGCCUCCAUUUCUUUCUAGAAGCUCAGUGUGUUCUUAGUGCCUCCCAGAACAUUUGAGUUAAUUAGGGCAAAUUCAUUAUUGGGGAUGGAUAGAAAUUAUGGUGGGAGGUCUAUUUUUAAUCUCUGGGCCAGGUCCUCCAACACACUCUAUGUCGGUCUUUCAGCAGAUUGCUUGUAGUCCCAUCUUCAUUUAAGAUGAGAACAUGAAGAUCCAGACAGCUUAAUGAGCUACUAGCAGAGAAAAUUCAAAGUUCCUCAUGCCCAGGCUUCUCAAUAGUUCUCAAAGUAUUUUCUUACUUGUGGCAUAUACACCACUAGAAAAUACUAUGAACAUAUUUUCUUUAGAAUGUUCUUGGAACGGACACUCUUCUAUAAUAACAGUGCCCUUUCUGUCCAUCUUUGAACUAACUACAAGGAAACCUUUUACAAAUAUUUUUCAUUUAUAGGCAGGCACAUAUACAUGUAAGAAAACAUUUUGUUUUUACAGCUACUUCAUGUGGCAGGGCUUGGUAUACUUCAAAACUCAAGUCUCCAAUAACUUCAUUUAAAAUUGGCUCAUAUUCAAGUAAUUUUUUUUCAGAACUGGGCUCAUCUAUCUCCCUUAUUCAUUUCCAGUUUUAUCACUUUACACCCAUUGUGUUGAGCAUGCACGGUCAGCAAGCAUUUGCCACUGCUUCCCAUAAUGUCUCCCUUUCUAUCACACACAUGCACACACACACACACACACACACACACACACACACACACACUCCAUGUUGCUUGUUCCUACCUCCUGACUUUUCUUCCCCGCAGAAAUAGAAAUAGAGGCAAAAAGGGAAAUGUAUAUAUAGGGGC
Molecule: messenger RNA, 4044 nt
Organism: Peromyscus leucopus (white-footed mouse)
Lineage: Eukaryota; Metazoa; Chordata; Mammalia; Rodentia; Cricetidae
Gene: Dcx
Product: doublecortin
Exons: 7
Coding region: 121-1251 (376 amino acids)
Biological process (GO): intracellular signal transduction; neuron migration; axoneme assembly
Cellular component (GO): axoneme; neuron projection
Molecular function (GO): microtubule binding
Source: RefSeq, a predicted model, not a curated record